UGUGUUGUAGAGAGUGUAGACAUAACACAUAAAGAUAAAUUCGCCGCAAAACUUUGUUUUGCCCAUUGAGGCUUGUUCGUCGAUGUUUCGCAUUUUAAUUUUCAGUCUGAUUUUUAUAGUGCGGAUGGAAUAAUAUCUUAGCAGGAGACUUCGGUACACCACAUGAUAGUGCAAAUUCACGUUUAUAGUGAUAGAAAAUAAAAUUGAAAAAUAUAAUCAAAAUUAUAAUCAAAAAUAUUCGAUUUUACUAUUUUGUAUGUGCAUUUUUGGAAAAUACCUUUUAAAAAAAUUAAAACUCCUGUUAUAUACUAUUCUGCAAGGCAAAGAAGAAGAGUGUUAAACGAUUUUUUUUUUUGGCGGCGGAAGUGGUUGGUCUGUUAAAUGUCUCUAUAGGGAAAAGGAUUGGCCUUCGUUGUUCGAUGGGGUGGUCGUUGUGGUAUAUUAAGUGAGAGUCCAGUUCAUAGUGUGUUUGUGUACCGUUAAAAAAAAAGAAAAGAAUACAACAAAAAAAUAAAGCGUAGAAAAAGUAGAGAGAAGGACUGCCGGUAAAACUGCAUUACCGACUAAACUAAUCCAUCCCCUUUCCUUGAGAAUAUUGAUGCGGUGCACAUUUUUUAUGUGAAUUUAUCAUCCUUUGUAGUUACGGGCGAAUCCGUUUUUCUGAUUGUACAACUUUGUUUUGAUUGUAUCGAGGCAAAAGUAGAUAUUUUUUUAAAAUCAUAUCAGCUAGGAUUUGUAAGUGAAAUUUUGAGAAUUUCUUUUACAUAUAAUAUUUUGUGCCAGUGCUUGAUUUAUAUACCCAUCAAUAGUUUAUAAUAGUAAAAAAAAAAAAUACCUACGUAUAUGUACCAUACACUACUGUGUUCUUUCUACGCAAUUCCAACAGAAAGAAAAAUAAGGAUGUCAACAAAAGGAUCAUUGAACUUUUGAUAUAGCAACGACAAUAACAACAACACAGCAACAACUGGAAUCGCUAAUUUCCAGAAAGCCGUUAGAGCUGUCUUCAAAAGAACUGAACAAAAAAAAAAAAUAAAAAAGGAAAACAGAAUCUAACGUUAACUUCGAUGGACCAAUUUUUAAUACUACCAAUAUAGACUACAAACUCUUUAUAAUGGAUUUUUAAAAAGAAACUAUACAACAAUCAUCAAUCAACAACAUUUUCUAAUAUUAUAAAAAUCAAAACAAACAACAACAAAUUUAAGAAAACAUUUUCGACAUAUCUUUAUUGUAUUUAUUCGUAUACCUACCGACAAUAUUAUACAAAACUUUUCUAAGAAAAAGGAAUGCAGCGUUGUCCUUAUAUACAUGAAAUGCGAGAACGUCUUCUUUGUGAACAGCGUGAAUCAGUAGCUCUGGAACCAAUGGAACGUGCUAAUUUGCUUGACAACAGACAGUCGGCAGAAUCAAAUCAGGUCGGGACGGUUGUUAAGCUCCAUGCCGAUGGUUAUCACACAAGUCCAGCACACCAAAGAACUCCACUAGUGCCACGUGAUCUAGGAGAGGAUUUCAAUUUGGAUUUCGACGACGAUUUCCCAAUUGAUGCCAAACGCGGCCCAAAGAACGCAAACAGUGAACUGGAGACUGCAAUAGUAUCACCACCACCAAAAAGUUCAUAUUGUUAUACAAUUAGAAACAGUGGUACCAAUCCAUCAGGUAUGAGUCGAAGUUGCCUUCCAUACGAAAACCGUGGAAGCCACAAGAAGCAUCCCAUGUACUACCCGAAUGAGUUAUGGACGUCGCUCUUUAUCGUCACCAGUUUAGUGUAUGCCAUCAUACUAAUCGUUGUUUGUAUUGCAUAUGUGAUCAGUGAUGUGACAACACACCGUUUACCAGUUCUAUACUAUGAAGGAUUCUUUACCUAUUUGUAUGGCGCCAGUAUACUCUUCCUGCUGUAUGUCUUCUGUUUCCUCCUUCAAGAGAGUACGUGCUGCAACGGAGGCAGCAAACCGAAAGCACCACCAAAGGAGAAAAAAUCAAAGAAACAAAAGCAAAAGAAACCGGAUCCAGCCGAUUCCAAGGAUGGAAAGGGAAACAAGGAUUCCGUUAAAGGUGGAAAGCCUAGCCCGUAUCAGGACGCACAGGCUGAAGUUGAAGCUGCCGUCACCCCAAAGAAUGUCCGCAAACGAAAAACAACCCACAGUGAUCCCACCCAUGGUAGCUUCUUCCUUCGUGUUGGUGCAAUUGCUUUUGGAUUAGGAGCUAUGAUUUAUAUUGGCUUGGAGUUUGGUUCAUUCUUCGAGAUCCCAUUCGAGUCACCAUGUCAUCAUAUUCUGAUUGGAGUGAAUCCAUUGUUGCAGAUGGUCUUCACAUUCAUGCAAAUGUACUUUAUUUUCAUGAAUGCCAGACUCAACAUUCACCGCUUUAAGGUAAUUGCUCGCUUUGGAUUAAUGCAUGUUGUUGCAACCAAUAUUUGCGUCUGGAUUCGAACCAUGGUCAAGGAAUCUCUGCAUGAAAUAACUAUCUACCAUCAACGUCGUGGUCCAACUCCAGAGGAUUCAAUUAUUCUGGAAUCAAUUAGACGUCACACCUUGCGACAUGCUGGAACGGUCCUUCGAACCCACAUCGGACCAAACGAUGACUUUGAAAUGAUUGAAACCGAUUCGGCAGUCCAUCCACAAAAUGUUUUGUCCAAAAUGGUUCGGGCCACCGCCGAAGGUGUGACUCGGGGUCUAACAAGUGAUGACAUUGAAAUGACUACAGCUAGAACUACAUCCACCGCUAGUACUCCAUCGACAACACAAACUACCACCACCGAGUUGCCAUCAACCACUGCUGCUUUGGCGUGGGCCAGUACAACUAUGGCGCGUAAACUUAAGAAAUUUAUUACUUCUACUACCAGCACAACUACAACAUCAACAACAACUGAAGCUCCAGCAACACAUCUCUUCCAGUCGACGGUAGUUCCAUCUCAUCUCUUUGAUGCCUCUACAGGAGGAAGUAGCACGCCCAGCUUUACUACUUACAAAACACCCUCUAGCACCCUUUCGGCAUUCUUCUCAGCUCUAACUUCGUCUACUCCAUCAGGGUCUACAACUGAGAACGGAGUUCUCAUGAACAACUUAUUCGGUGGUCUUGAGAAUAGCUAUCAGACUUUUUCUGGCAUUUCGCAUCCUGAACCCAAUGUUCCAAUUGACGCUAUCGAGAGCUUGGACAAUAUUUAUCCAGCAGCCCUUUCGUCUAGCAUUGGCACUUUAAACUCAACUGCCUGUGGGCGUGUGGACAUUAUGGGAACGAUUGUUUAUGAUUCGGCACCUUAUUUGUACCCCUUUAUUAUUGAAUACUCGUUAAUUGGAGCCGUGGUAUUGUACGUAAUGUGGAAGCAUAUUGGACGUUAUCCAAGGCACAUGAAUGACGAAGAUCUAGAACACCGUUUGGAGGUAAUGUUAUCUCGGCGGGCUGUCGCUAUGGCCCAACAAGCUCGUUCUGGCCGUGUGGAUUGUGUUGGCUCAUCGAAGGGUCUCUUCUUCGGAUUGUUGCUUUUGGUUGGUUCGCUGAUUUGUUUGAUUUUGUUCUUUGUCCUCGUUCGUCAUCCACAAUUUUCGUUGCUGGCAAUUUAUCUAGCCGACGCUAGUCAUUGUGCUUUAAUGGCAUUUGCGGUUCUAGCCAUCAUUAUUGGUUUUAUAAGAGUGAAAUCAUUGAAAUUCCGUUGUGAGGAACAAAGUAAUCUAAACGACAUUCUACUACGCAUUUCAGCCUUUGGUCUAUUUACAUACUCAGUCUUUAGUGUUAUUGCUGGUUCAUUGAAAGCUCUAGAAAGUGAACCAAAUCUUCUAGUCAUGACCACUGGCAUUGGAGCUGUAUUCCAAGUUGUAUUGCAAUUGUUAUUUAUUGCUGAUGUAUCUAGACGUCGAGUACAUCUGCCCGAACAUGAUCGCAGCAAACCAGGACGACAGAUUGUUACAUUUUUGCUCAUAUGUAAUGUUUCAAUGUUUGCCAUUUAUACGUUUGAAGCUCAAAAGGUCUUUGCUAAUCCCGUUCAACUUGAUUUCUACGGCUUCGUUCCAUGGUCAAUAAUUCAACGUGUUACACUGCCCCUCUGCAUUUUCCAUCGAUUCCACAGUGCCGUAACACUCGCCGAAAUCUGGAAAACCACAUACAAAGCACGACUGGAGUAAAUUUAUUAUUUCCAACACAUACAAAAAAAAUAAAAAUACCUUUGCUACGAUUCUUACAUAAAAUUAUGUAUAUUAUAAUAAUUUAUCAACAACCUCCAAACAAAAAAAAAAAAUAUUUUCUUUAUUUCAAAAAGAAACAAACACAAAAUGUACUUCAAUAUUUUUCUAUAUAAUUUAAUUUUUAUUUAAUUUUUUUUUUCGUUUGUUGUUUCUCGUUAUUAAUACUGAUUUUAAUUCUAAGCAUAAUAUUUGAAAAUGAAAAAAUAAAAAAACAUAUAA
Episyrphus balteatus (marmalade hoverfly) is the source of this 4394-nucleotide messenger RNA. It is a transcript of the gene OtopLa, whose product is annotated as proton channel OtopLc. Gene Ontology annotation, cellular component: membrane. The record is from RefSeq and is a predicted model, not a curated record. Gene Ontology annotation, biological process: proton transmembrane transport. Lineage: Eukaryota; Metazoa; Arthropoda; Insecta; Diptera; Syrphidae. Gene Ontology annotation, molecular function: proton channel activity. The transcript is spliced from 12 exons. The coding region runs from base 1284 to 4115 and encodes 943 amino acids.